Eublepharis macularius is the source of this 1122-nucleotide messenger RNA. Its product is annotated as mas-related G-protein coupled receptor member H-like. The transcript is spliced from 3 exons. Bases 1 to 1122 code for a protein of 373 amino acids. The record is from RefSeq and is a predicted model, not a curated record. Gene Ontology annotation, molecular function: G protein-coupled receptor activity. Gene Ontology annotation, biological process: G protein-coupled receptor signaling pathway. Lineage: Eukaryota; Metazoa; Chordata; Lepidosauria; Squamata; Eublepharidae. Gene Ontology annotation, cellular component: membrane.
AUGCUCCUAAUAUGUGCCAUUGAGACAUCUGUGCAAAGCCUUCUGGAGGUGGUACCCCUUGAACAGUGCAACCAGACAGAAAACUUCAACAAUGUUUGUGAAAAGGUAAAACAGUUCAACAUUUCACAAAGUGGAUUGACGGAAGACGGAUACCGUUUGAACAACCAAGACACCAUUAUGAGCACGCCAAAUGCGAGCGCUGUAACACCAACAGCCGAACAAAGGACGAGCAUAUACCUGAAUGACACUGAAUUUGAUGAUGAAUAUGAUCCUUAUUUAUGGGGUAUGGGGUUUGUUUACAUGGUGAAUAUUGUCACUGCCUUUUCCUGCCUGGCUGGACUGGUGGGGAACGUGAAGGUCAUCUGGCUUCUCAGCUUCUGCAUUAAGAGGAAUCCUUUCACAACGUACAUCUUGAACCUGGCUGUAGCGGAUCUUGGCACCCUUUUGAGUGUCCUUGCUUAUGCUAUUAUGAUGGUGGCCAUUCGCGUUUUAAUGAUAAUACCAUAUAUUUUAUUUGGGUUAGUGGAUUCCCUUGUGUUCUUCACACAUAGCACAAGCUUGUAUCUCCUGACAGCCAUCAGCCUGGAGAAAUGUCUCUCUGUGAUGCUUCCCAUCUGGUACCGAUGCCAUCGCCCGGAGAGGACUUCUGCCGUAGUCGCCUUCCUUCUCUGGAUCCUCUCUGGCCUGCUUUGUGGAAUAUUACUGUCAUGUUAUUUUCAGGAGUCACAUUGCAGAAUGAUUCUGAACACGCUUUGGACUCUGAAUUUCCUGAUUUGCACUCCCGCUAUGAUUGCCUCCAGUCUUACUGCAUUGAUCACCAUCUGCUGUAACUCUCAGAGGCAUCAGCCGCCCAGGCUGUAUGUGGCUAUCUUGAUCACGCUCCUCGUCUUCCUCACCUUUGGCACACCUCUGAGUAUUUCAUAUCUCUUUUACUUCAACUCUGAGUAUUUUCCUCUGGAAGCCCUGGAAGUGGCUUACCUCUGUGCAUCUGUCAACAGCAGCGUUAACCCCUUAAUUUACUACUUGGUUGGGAGAGACAGGAAACGUCAGUCCAGAGAGUCCUUGAAGGUUGCGUUCCAAAGGCUUUUCAAGGAGGAAGCAGAUCCUAGGGAAGGUUCUUAG